Talaromyces proteolyticus is the source of this 753-nucleotide messenger RNA. RefSeq lists its product as uncharacterized. The transcript has 2 exons. Lineage: Eukaryota; Fungi; Ascomycota; Eurotiomycetes; Eurotiales; Trichocomaceae. The coding region runs from base 1 to 753 and encodes 250 amino acids. The record is from RefSeq and is a predicted model, not a curated record.
AUGUCCGACUUUGAACGCAAGUACAUCACCGCAAACAAUCCACCAAAUACUCCUGUUUAUGAUGAAAUGUUCUUCCAAAAUUUGUUUCGCGAAUUAAACACCAUCUCUCCUGAGUUGGAACCCAUCUCGAUUUCUAUACUGGCAUCCCUCGCCAUCGGAGCUCAUCGGCCAGAUCUCGUUUCGUGUAUCCUUGAUCGUGCUAUUGCAAAAAAUCAACAGAAUCUGGAACUGAGCUUCAAACAACUGGAAGGCGUUAUUAUGGUUGUAUGGCCGUUUGUUGGAAUACCCUGGUGCGUAACGGCGUGCCUCGGGAUCGUAAACGUUCUAGAGGGGCACAACUUCCUCGAAGUUGCAGAUAAAGUGCGCCGUCCCAGUCUUAACUCUGGCCACAAGCAAAUCGGAGAAGACCUUAUGCUGGAAACGUACAAAACUGUCCGUAACGAAGAAGUUCGUGACAUGCUGCGUCAAUAUUUCCCAGACUUCUCGUCACUUACAUGGACCGUUGUUUUCGGUUAUUGUCUAAAUGAGACUACCGAAACAGGCGUUUUUAACGAAGCACAAUCGGAGCUCAUUCUUGCUUGUUGUCUCACCACAAGUGGGGCAACAAGACAAGCCACUUCGCAUUUGAAAGCCAGCAUCAGCCUAGGCAAUUCUGUGGACUCAGUGAGAGCGGUCUUGAAGGUGGCUGCUAUGCUGGUAAGUUGGAAUGGGCAAGUAUUUAAUCCCCUCGAUAUAAACGCAAUCUGCAGCUGA